Molecule: messenger RNA, 4148 nt
Organism: Cydia pomonella (codling moth)
Lineage: Eukaryota; Metazoa; Arthropoda; Insecta; Lepidoptera; Tortricidae
Product: nephrin-like
Exons: 17
Coding region: 875-3283 (802 amino acids)
Source: RefSeq, a predicted model, not a curated record
CUAAUCAAGACAUUAAUCUGUCAACCAACACAGUGUCCCACAGUGCCCAGCAGGAAAGCAUUUAUUUAUAAACUAUGGCGCGUAAACUAGAGGCUUACUGCAUUCCGCUCAGUCCGCGAGCGGCGCGCGCGCUGGCAGUAUCCUGACGCCUUAGUCUCAGUUUAAGAAAAAAACACUAGUCAGUAAUCGUGUGCGCUUUACUUAUGAAAAUACUGGCCACUGAUAAUCGCGUGUGUCAUACCUUUACCUAAGGCUUAUAAAGCCGGUGAGAUUCAUGUCCGGAUGCCUUUACUUAGUUGAAAAAAAUAUUGGCCGGUUGGUGAAACUUUUGUGAAUUUGGAUUUCGAAUGUGACUGUUUGUGUUGUUUUGUGUUUAUGGAUGUGCAUUGGAUGUAUUUAGAUUCGUAUCCGGCUGUCCACAGAAAUGGACGAAAGAAAUCCUUGGAACAGUUCCAAAAACUACGAGCAACGGGACAAAAAUAAAUCCAUAUUUUUGGUGAUACGAAAAUAAACCAAUUCUUUGUGGAAUUUUAGCAAGUUCCGUUUGAAAAUGGAAUGUUUUCGGUUAGAUCCGAGUGUUCUUAUUUUGAAAAUGGAUUUAAGUUUAUUUCGAAAAUGGAAUUGUCUCUUAUGAAACGGAAAACAUUAACGAUAAAGUAGGUCGAUAAAAAAAUCGUUUCACCUACUUUGAAAACUGGAAUCACUUUUAGUAUGAAGUAAAUAGUGUCGGGAUAAGUUUGUGUAGAUGUGCGUGGAAAAUUAGAAAAAAAAGUUUUUUUUUAAUUGCGUUUUUAACGGAAAAUUAAAUUUAAGAUUCGAUGUGUUCGGUGUUCGGUGCUUUGAAAAAUGGUACGGACUUGACUGUGCAGUGGAGAUGGCUAAGGAUCGAGAUUUGUGUGUUGUGGUUUUAGUGUUACUUGCUGUGGUCCAAAGGAGCUUGGAAAUCACGGAUGCUGGUAUCAUCCAGGUUUGGUCUGCGCCAGGCGGGAUGACCAGACUUCCCUGCAACCUCGCGGCGCCGUCCAGAGACGUAGCCAUGAUGCUGUGGUUCAAAGAUGGGGAUCGGAUGCCUAUAUACACAGUGGACUUCAGAAACGGCCCCCCAGUCCACUGGGCGGUCGCCGGCGAGUUCGGAGCCCGAACCCACUUCGUGCUCAACGAGUCUGACACGUCGUCAGCUCAUCUGGCGGUCGAGAAGGUGGCUCACAGGGAUGAAGGCGUCUACAGAUGUAGGAUAGAUUAUGUGGAUUCGCCUACUAGGAAUUAUAGGGUCAAUUUGACUGUUAUUGUUCCUCCUGAAUCUCCAAGAAUAUACGACUCCGAGGGUCGUGAGAUUCUUGGCACAGUGGCAGGAACGUUCAGGGAAGGACAGGAUCUACUCCUGUCUUGCCAAGCUUCUGGUGGUAAACCACCACCAGACGUCUCUUGGUACCGAGGAGAAGAACGCCUGGCCUACACGAAGGAGGGCUCAGUCUGCCAGCUACUCCUUCCAGAACUGACGAGAGAGAUGGCUGGCACGAGAUUCCAGUGUCGAGUGGAGCCUCCGCUGCUGAAAGCGGUGUAUAGAGAUGUUACACUUAAGUUAUUUUUAAAACCACAGUUCGUCAGGGUGACGGGCAAUGGCAUCAGCAGAGCUGGACAUGACCGAGCGUUUGUUUGUACCACGCGAGGGUCGAAGCCAGCUCCCAAUAUUGACUGGUUUAUCAACUCACAGAAGAUUGACUCCACAUUAACAGAGGUGGAUGUUGAUGGCGAGGUGACAAGAAGUGUCCUAACCUGGAGGAUACGGAGAGAAGACAGUGGAAGACAGCUGGUCUGCCGAGUCUCCAACCCCUGGUUCCCGGCGUACACGCUGGAAGACUCGGUUGUUUUGGAUGUUAUGUAUCCACCUGUGGCUCAGAUAUCAUUGUUGGAGCCGAGAGAAGCUCGUCUUCUGCGUGAGGACGAGAAUGCUGAGUUGCUGUGUUCUGCUGACGCUUCACCAGCUCCAGACAACUUCACCUUCUAUAAAGAGGAUCACAUAAUCCGCGAUGAUCCUAUCGGCGGGAUAGCAGUAGAAGGCAAUAAGCUGAUCCUCCGAGGCCUAAGGAGGCAUCACUCUGCUCGCUAUCGGUGUCGGGCGAGAAACUCGGAGGGCAGCGCUCUGAGUGAGCCGCUGACGCUGAAUGUUCUGUCCAGGCCAGAAUGCUCAGCCGGCAGUGUGGUGCAGCAGCUAGCUGGAGCCCCAGGAGGUGAAGUCAGGGCUCGGUGCUCGGUCACAGCGCCGUCCAUACACGACGCCGGGCCACUGAGGUUCUACUGGACCUUUAAUGGAACUAAGGAUGUUUUACCAAUACCACCAUCAAACGUGACAGUCAUGGGUGCCAGCAGCACCGUGGUCCACGGUCUACCGGCAGACACCGGUGAUGACCUCGGCUGGUUGGCCUGCUGGGCCAGCAAUGACGUAGGGAAUCAGCGGGAGCCGUGUUUAUUCAGGAUAAUGCCUGCUGCGCUCCCAGAACCCCCAGUGAACUGCGAACUGGACAACUCCCUCCUCCGUUGCGAGCCCGGCCACGACGGCGGCCUGCCCCAGCGGUUCCUACUCGAGGUCCUCGAGGUACGGCCCUCGGAGCCAAUCACCAAUGAGAUCGCUACGAUGAACGAUCAGGGAAUAUCCGGCCGAGGACUCACAGAAGCGGUUUACAGAGCCAGCAACGACGCUCCGCAGUUUGUCCUCGAUGCCUUGUCCCCUGGACGCUACACAUUCCUGGUCUACUCAGAGACACCAAGGGGACGGUCUCCCAGACCAGCAGCGUUGCACAGCGUUGCAAUCAAUCCGUCGGAUGACUUGGAUAGGCCUGGUUCUCUUCAAACUAUGACACCGGCACCCCCACCAAUGACGGCUGGCGACAACAGCGUCGCUUUACUGGUCGGCGCAGCACUGACUCUGAUCUUACUGACCAUUCUGACUACUUUGUGCGUUGCGCUCGUUGUCAUGUGCAAGAAGAAGACGAGGCCUUCCAGGGAUCUUGAGCAGAGUACAAUCUUGCGGCGAAGUGUCGGAGUAUCAAUGUACGGAGGAUCCUCAAUAUCUCCCAGUGUGGUGCCAACCGUCGUUGUGAGAGGGCAUCGAGGGUCGCGAGUACUGGCUGCUAGAUGGUCAGGUGUUUUGGAUGACGCGCCUUUAGCUGUGCUGGCUUUGGAUACCAGGGCUCAUGAUGAUGUAGACAGUCAAAGUGAGGAGCAUCAGGAGACUGAAUUCACGAAGAGUAUGGACGAUAUGGAAACUCAAACAGAUUCGUAAUUAAAAAAAAAUCGAAACAAGUGCCUUAAACUGGUUAAAAUUGGAACAGCCUUGUAAAUAACAGUUACUGGAAAAUAAUUAAGAACGAUAAUUAAAAAAAAAGCAUUUCAAGGCGAGUAAAUUUAAUAGUACAUUACGAUACAAGUGCGAAAAAUAGGAAAUUCGAAACGAGUGGCGAUAAAUUAAAACACGACCGAAGGGAGUGUUUUAAAUCGACACGAGAUGCGAAUUACUUAUUCGCACGUGUAUCGUACAACGUUUUACAGUACAUAUGGCGCUUUAAAUGUUCGACACAGUAACGUAAUAUGCUAAUUUUCCCACUAGUGCUAUAAAGUAGCACCAUAUGUACUGUAAAAGAACAUUUUGAUACAGGCUUUUAUCGCUGACUGUUUCUUAUUCUUUCAACAGGCAACUCAUCGAGAAAAUUCUAAUAAACCGAUACACAAUUAGAUGGCGUUGUUUUAUAACAGAGUUGCUAUGGCAUCAUGUGUCCAUCAUCAGAACUCGAUGGUACGUGCAGUUGGUAUAGGUAUGUGAAGUUUAAACUCGAUCGAAUAAUGGAAAGCGGGUCUAAAUUAGCUUGCAAGAUUUGACCCGAACAUACACACAAGUUAAAUAAAAGCUUGUGAAAACAAAAUGGAAGCUGAUAAAGUUGAACUUUCAAGAUGUUUCUAAACAUCAGGUUAGCAAGUACGACUAAGUGUAAGGCCUGAGUGGACGCUCGAGUUGGGCGUGCAGCGGGGCGGGGCGUGCGGCGUGCAUGUUAAACAAAUGAAACUCAUACUGGUGUCCUGAGUCGACGCUGCUCCAAGCGUAUGCCGAGCGGGCAAGUUUGCGGGCAAUGCAGCGUCGCGCGGGGCGUCGC